ACUAAAAUUAGGACCUUCUCACCAAAGACCCUUCGCACCAAAGGUACGCACCCUGUUAUUAUACUCAUAUUUAUGGAUCUAUCCUGAGAAAUUUAGCUUGUUAUGAGAAAUUGCCGGGUAUGUCUAUAUUUAAGAUCUGCUGCUCGUAGACUAUAAGGGGUUACCAUUUAUCAAAAAGGUGAUUUUAAAGCUUAGUUAACAUUGUAAAUACUAAAAGUGAAGGUAAUUUAGUAACCAACUUUUCUUAUGCUGUGACCAAGCAGUGUUCAGACAACUGGAUGGAUGAUAAAGAGGGCAAAGUAGACCGAUUUGAUUGGAGUGAUAAUAAGGGAACAUCUGGAAUUUGGAUGUGGAGUAAAGUGUUUUACAUUUAUGGAUCUGACGGUACAAAGUUUGGAGUCUUACUGAUGGACACCCAAGGAACUCCUGAUCCAUACUCAACGACAAAUGAGAAUGCACUAUUAUUUGCUCUUAGCACGUUAUUAAGUUCUGUACAGAUUUAUAAUUUGAAAUCCAAUAUUAACGAUGCAGAUCUGCAAUUCCUUCAGCAAGUUGUUAGAUAUGGAACCGCAGUUAAAGGAGACAAGAAGCCUCUUCAAUCCCUGAUAUUUCUUAUUCGGGAUUGGCAGAAUCAACAUGAGUGCAACUUUGGCAAAGAUGGUGGAAUCAAACUCCUUACAAAAUGCAUGGACAAAAACCAAGACCUAAAAAAAUCCAUUCAUCAGGUGUUUGAAAAAAUUAAGUGUUUCCUUAUGCCUCGCCCAGUAGAGGAUGCUUGGGAUACUUCCAUUUGUGACGUUAAAGACAUUACUGGAAGAUUCCUAGUUCAGAUGAAGAACUUGUUAAAGAUUUUGUUUUCAUCAGAAAUAUCGGAAGCUAAAGAGAUUGAUGGCGUCGACGUUACAUGUGCAGGAUUACUUAAGUAUUUUCAGUUAUAUGCGGAGUCUGUCAAUAAAGUCAAGUUUGAAAUUACAUCACAAAUAGAGCAGCCAUGUCGAGAGUAUUUGCAUCUCGGUGGUGGCAACGACAGUGGGAACAGAGGUAGAAGUGGCGCAAUGGCAUCAGUAACUGAAAUCACAACAGUAGCCAAGAAAAAUGGCAAAAGUGAUUUUGUAUGCAAGUCUGGCUGUGUGGAUGGGCAUCCAGUACAAAUAGUGGAGGUUAAAAAUAAGCAACUUGAACUGUAUGAAGACAGACUAGAAAGUAUCUUGAUGCAACCCAGGUUGAAAGAUAUUCCAGUGGUGGUUUUGUCAGUUGCUGGGGUGUCUCGUGCUGGAAAGUCAUUUUUACUCAACUUGUUUAUCAAAUACUUCUCCCACAAUUGCUCGCCAACCUGGAUGGAUGACCAGGAAAGUACACUAAAUGGAUUUGUUUGGGAAGGUGGUUCUGAUAGAGUAACCACUGGCAUCUGGAUGUGGAGUAAAGUUUUUAUUACUGGACCAGCUGAUAGACAAUUCGGUGUCGUUUUGAUGGAUACUCAAGGAACACAAGAUAAAUACACACCCAUGAGACUAAAUGCUUCAAUGUUUGCACUUAGCACAUUAUUGAGCUCCAUACAGGUAUAUAAUAUCAAAUCCGAUAUCAACGAAGCAGACCUCCAAUUUCUUCAACUAUUUGUUGGGUAUGGAAUUGCAGUUAAGAAUGACAAUAAGCCUUUCCAGAAACUGCUGUUUCUUAUUCGAGAUUGGGCAAGUCAAUAUGAAUGUUCAUUUGGAAAAGCUGGCGGCAUGAAACGCCUUAAGAAAUGCAUGGAAAUAUCUCCAAUGCAAAGUGAAGAAAAUAUACAGUUAAGAAAAUCUAUUUAUGAGGUGUUUGAUAAAAUAAUGUGUUUUCUCAUGCCUCACCCAGGGGAUGAAGUUUGCGAGGGUGUGAGCAAGGGUCAAUUUAAAGACAUUCCUGAUAGGUUUAAAAAGACGGUGAGGGAAUUGGUACAGCUUUUGUUUUUAUCAGAUGUGCCUGAGCUCAAAAGAAUUGAUGGAAAAGACGUGACAUGUGAAAGCCUAUUCAAUUAUUUUAAGAGGUACAUGGAGGUUAUCACUGAUGGAGAGCUGUUUGAAGUUGAAGGCAUACCUGAGGCGAAUGCAAUAGCACAUGGUAGGAAAUCUUACCACGAAGUGAUGAUGGAAUUUGAAAAACAAAUGAAUGAG
Messenger RNA from Anneissia japonica, 2147 nucleotides. Its product is annotated as atlastin-1-like. Gene Ontology annotation, biological process: endoplasmic reticulum organization; protein homooligomerization. The transcript has 18 exons. Lineage: Eukaryota; Metazoa; Echinodermata; Crinoidea; Comatulida; Comatulidae. The annotation marks the transcript as partial. The record is from RefSeq and is a predicted model, not a curated record. Gene Ontology annotation, molecular function: GTP binding; GTPase activity.